UCAUCGUCGGAUGUUGAUUCAGGACUUUUCUACAGCGCUAGCGUCCCUGCCUCCUUUUCAGAUUCUGCUUGUUGCAAAUUGCGAACGAAGCGAAGCAGCUUGAACGACGUUACGUGGAGAGUGGGCUGCCAAUUCGCUGUAGACUUGCACGCAAAGGUACCGCGAUGAAAUCGGCGGGAGGCAACUCUUUGCUGACUGUUUGUGUUUGGCUGGCCACUAACCUGCUCAUUCAUCUGUCACGCGCCGGUGCUAGUGGUAUUUCACUGGAUGGCGCUGCAAGAACGUUGAUUUACGACGGCCACGGAGCUCUCUCAGCAGGCGCCUCGUCUCGGCUGUUAGUGGACUACGAGGAACCGUGGAGGUCCCAUAUCUUAGACUACCUAUUCUUACCGAACUUCGGAGCAAGCUUGCAUCUGAUCAAGGUUGAGAUCGGUGGGGACACACAGAGUACAGAUGGCACAGAGGCAUCGCACAUCCACUCCAUCAACCCGCCGCUACGCAGCUGCUAUGAGGGCUACGAGUUCUGGCUGCUGCAGGAAGCUCGGCGUCGUAAUCCGAAAAUCCUGACGUACGCCCUGUCCUGGGGAGUGCCAGGCUGGGUUGGUAAUGGUACAUACUACAGCAGUCAAGACAUCGACUAUCACAUUGACUUCAUGAACUGUGCAAGGGAUGUGUACGGAGUGACUAUGGACUAUAUGGGAAUCUGGAAUGAAAGGCAGUGGGGGACACCAUCUUGGACCAAGCAAUUCCGGUCGGCAAUGGAUGAAGCUGGAUACACAGGGACCAAGAUAGUCAUACCAGAUGGUGGCCUCGGAAAGGACCUGCUGGCGGCUCUUCAAACCGACAGUGCCUUCUUGGAGUCGGUCGCCGCUGUUGGCCUGCACUAUCCAUGCAAUCAUCCAGCACCGGAGGUUAUCGACAUGGGGCUCAAGUUCUGGUCCAGUGAAGACUACUCUACUGUGGGUAACUGGGCUGGUGCUGGCUGCUGGGGUCGUCUCUUCAAUCAGAACUACCUCAGAAUGAACAUGACAUCGACCAUUUCUUGGUCUCUCAUCUGGAGUGUGUAUCCUGGUCUUCCAUUCUACGGCAAUGGACUUAUGUACGCGUAUGAGCCGUGGAGUGGUUACUACACAGUCAACUAUCCUAUCUGGACAUCAGCACAGACCUGUCAGUUCAGUCAACCAGGCUGGGUAUAUCUUGCUCAAGGUGAUCCGACCAAACAAACCGGUGCAAUGGGAUCAGGGUACUUGGCUGGUGGAGGAUCUUUCAUUACUCUUGUUCCACCAACCAGUGAUCCUAGUUCAACUCUGGGAAAGAACACUGUAGCCAUGGCAGGUGGCGGAGACUUUUCUCUCAUCAUUGAAAAGCUUGAAGGAGACUGCCUUCGCUGUAAAGGACAAACCACCACGAGCGAGACUGUGGACUUUGUGCUAUCAGGUGGUCUUGGUGGUUAUCCUGAUGGCUCAGUGAAGAUCAGCUCUCUGAGACUGUUUUGUACAAAUUCCACUGUUGGAUUUCAACAGCAUGCUGAUGUACUAGUCAACACUACGGAUGGUUCGUUCCGAGUGGACAUGUACAAAGACUCAAUCUGCACGGUAUCAACAACAGUAGGUGCACACCAUGGUGUCCAUCCUGAUCCUCCAGCAUCACAGCCAUUCCCCUACUCAUAUUCAACAUCAUUUGAUGAUUACAACAACAUCAGCCAACAGGCAUUGUAUUUCACUGACCAAGGAGGCUCAUUCAUUGUUAGCGUUGAGGAAGACUCUCCUCCCCAGUACUUCUUGCUACAGGUGACGACCCAGCCUCCUGGCUACAACCAAUGGGUAAACAACCCAUUUCCAACUACAAUGAUCGGCAACUCAAUGUGGGUGAACGUGAGCAGCUCAGUACGAGUACGACUGGACAAGCCAUCUUGGCCAUCAUAUGAUAAUACAAUGCAUGUCGGCCUCUGCAACAAUGUUCCUGCUAGUGGUUGGGCAUUCGGUGGCAAAUACAUGACUCCCUCUGGCGUAUGUGUCAUUGUGCAAAUGGAAGUGGAUUCCCCAGGCUCAGGCCAGUGGAUGGUUGUAGUCAACAAGCCAUCCAGCGGUUCCCUAGUCCAGCACCAUGCCAACAUCUCUGUUCAGUUUGGCGAUUGGGUAGAGGUAUCACUUGCUACGACAGCCCUUGGCUUUAAGGCAUCAGUGAAUUCCGACACGGUAGUCAAUAGCUCCUGUACGGACUGCGCUACGUAUGAAUCAGGGUAUGUGGCGCUGACAUCCGGCUGGCACUGGGCAAAGUUUGAUGACUUCAACGUGUCUGCCGAGCGUCCCCCUCCGCCGCCACCGAAUUCCUGGAUACAGCAGCUAUCAAUUGGCGGUGCAACGCGGCGCAAUGACUUCACUGGCCCAGUGGGCGCAGCUAUACAACCGACGGCCACGGUGACUGCGCACAGCCUGGGCCGGUACUACGGACACGGAAACGGCAACGGACAACACCACCUCCGCCUCUACCAAGUGUCGGCUAACAAGACGAUUGCCGACGUCGUCGUGAAUGGCGCUGGGCAAGUGACUGAUUCUCUCGGCUUCAUUUACCAACAGCUGUCACCGCCUGUUGUUCUUCAGCCAGGGGAGAAGUAUUACUUCACAUCUGAGGAGAUCACCGGCAGUAGCGACUAUUUCUUUGGGCAAGGAGACGAUAACCCAACAGCCCAGACAGUUGAGCAGCUACAGCUAGUCGACUCUGUGUACUAUUUUCAAGGUGCCUGGGAUACGAUUGGGGAUUCUGGCAGCAUGUAUGGACCACUGAACAUACUAUUGCAUUGACACACACCACAUGCAUGCUCAUUGCAAAUCCUCCUCGUGUCCAUAAUCAGAAAUAUAAAAUCUGAUGGCCCUGUA
Sycon ciliatum is the source of this 2879-nucleotide messenger RNA. Its product is annotated as galactocerebrosidase-like. The record is from RefSeq and is a predicted model, not a curated record. Gene Ontology annotation, molecular function: galactosylceramidase activity. Gene Ontology annotation, biological process: galactosylceramide catabolic process. Lineage: Eukaryota; Metazoa; Porifera; Calcarea; Leucosolenida; Sycettidae. The coding region runs from base 165 to 2804 and encodes 879 amino acids. Gene Ontology annotation, cellular component: lysosome. The transcript is spliced from 10 exons.